AUGCCCGAGUUUGGGAUGGGAGACUCGUCGUACUUUGACGCUCCAGACGUGAUUCUGGAGCACGCGCUCGAGAGUACGCCGACGUGUUCCUGGACAAAGUUUCGGCUGAACUCCCUGCCGAUCGUGGCAUGCGGCACGAAAUUGAUCUCGUGCCAGGAUCGAAAUAUUGUGUGA
Molecule: messenger RNA, 174 nt
Organism: Peronospora matthiolae
Lineage: Eukaryota; Oomycota; Peronosporomycetes; Peronosporales; Peronosporaceae
Source: the annotation of a GenBank genome assembly